Dentiscutata erythropus is the source of this 283-nucleotide messenger RNA. Lineage: Eukaryota; Fungi; Glomeromycota; Glomeromycetes; Diversisporales; Gigasporaceae. The record is from the annotation of a GenBank genome assembly.
AUGCAAGUUUUUAUAGCGCCUAUGGAUUACCCUGGACAACUUCAUAUACGGCAUGCUAUCACUCAUCAUAUUAAAUUAGGAGACUCUUCUGGAAUUCUGGAGCAAAUUUUGCAUGUUGUUUCAAUGAUUGGACCCUUGCAUGUAUCCUUAAAUAGUCGUAAAACUGUGUUUCUUUUAAAUUAUCAUUUUUUUGAUAUUCUUUUUCAUGCAGUUUUUGGACGUAAUAAGGUGUUGGCAAAAAAGCCAAAGCCUUACAAAAUUAAUUUGAUUUUAGAAUUAGCAG